This is a messenger RNA of Lolium perenne, 739 nucleotides long. RefSeq lists its product as uncharacterized. NCBI's taxonomy places the organism in Eukaryota, Viridiplantae, Streptophyta, Magnoliopsida, Poales, Poaceae. The record is from RefSeq and is a predicted model, not a curated record.
GUCUUUGUUGUGGCUCACCAAGCCAAGCAAGUUUAUUAUUUGCCCUACCCAUGUCAAAAGGAGUACCUCAAAGGCUGGGAAGUCGUGUUCAAGGUAUCACCACAUGGUAAGCUACCCAUGCCCUCCGACGAGGAUUACAACAACAUUGACCCUGUAACAUACGAGGGAAUUUUUUAUCAAGAGCAAGAGAACUUUGGGGAUUUCGAAAUAGAAAUUGGUCUUGAGGACCUCGAGAACGAGGCACAUCUUCAUGGUGAAACAGUGGUGGACCUAAAGGACAUACAAAUGCUCACCAAGUUACAUGAGGGCAAUGGGUUCAAUGAUGAGACUCCACCGGACAUUCCCACCCAACCUCAUUACUCACAUGAUACUGAUAGUGAUAGUGAAAAUGAGAACCCAAUGCCUCGUUAUGAGAACCCAAUGCCUCAUUAUGAUAGUGAUGAUUCGAGGUGAUUGAUCAAUAUGAGCGGAAGCAAGCAAUCCAUGAACUCCAUUUUGAAGAGUAUGAGCCAACAGAAGUUCACCGGGACCACUAGAAGUGGAAGACCAACGCGUGCCAGCUCGCGUUACGCGGACGAUGACACGGGUGGAGUUGGAGGUGGAGGUGUAGGUGGAGGUGGAGGACGUGGUGGAGGUGGAGGACGAGGUGGAGGUGGAGGACGAGCUGGAGGACGAGGCGGAGGCGGAGGUGGAGGACGAGGACGAGGUGGAGGUGGAGGACGAGGACGAGGUGGAGGUG